AUGACCUAACUGGAAAGCCUCUGUGUCGUCACUUCUCAUUUCUUAUUUGAAAUCAGCAAACUGGAUUCAGUAGACAUGAACUUAAGCCUCAUGAAAGUGGGGGUUUGGUCUGUUUUGCUCACUGCAAUACCUCCAGGGCCUAGCAGCAUGACUGGCACAUAUUUGUUCAAAGUGAAUACUCACACCUUCACACCCUCCCUAGAGAGCUGUUCUUGUAGGCCUCUCAAAUGUAGGAUUUAGGGAAGUCAAGUUAAAAAAAAUUAAAACGGUUCAGCAUCACCCACAGGUGAGGCUAUUCUGCAAAAUAUGUUAAUUGCCUUGAGGUAUGUUUCCUCUGGACAAAACGUAUUUCCACAGACACAAAUCAAAGGUGUUUAUUAAGUGCUGUGUGCCCUGUUUCUGGAUUCCCAGUCAAGUGGGACACCAGACGUCAUAACACAAGAAGGAAGUUCUGCGAAGCAAAAUGAGGGCAGCAGCGGCAAACCAGUUUCACCAGGUUCCGCCUUUUCUCGUUCACUUCCGCCCUUCCCAGUUCCUGAGCACACAGGUGGGGCCGCAUUCUGCCUGACAGGAAAGGGCGGGUCGCAGGGUUCCCCAAACUUCCGGCGCGCAGCAAGGCGGCCUCGCUAGUGGUUCUAACGCGAGGCGCGCGAGCGGCUGGAUGAUGUCACGGAAUGGGGGGAAAAGAGGGCGGCACUCGAGUGGGUGCGCAUGCGCAAGAAGGUGCCUGCCCGACUGGAGCAGAGCAGGCUGAGAGGGUCUUCCCAGCGCAGGCGGGAUUUCCAGUGUUACUUGCGGCUGGGCGUUGGGGACUUGCUGCCUUUCUGGCAGCAGGCAGGAAGCCGCAAAAAGUUUCUGAGCCCGCGAACCUGUAGCGGACGUGGAAAAAGAACGCCCCUCCUCAAGUGUCUGGCUUAAAGAUGCCACCCAGGGAAGGGAACUCUGGCUAGCUAAGGAGGCCAUUCUUGAUGUUGCUUCUAGAUCUCAUGUCGUCACCGAGACCUCAGCUGCUGGUGGCAGCUGCUCAGCAGACCCUUGGCAUGGGAAAGAGACAGAGUCCACCCCAAGCCAUCUGCCUUCACUUAGCUGGAGAGGUGCUGGCUGUGGCCCGGGGACUGAAGCCAGCUGUGCUCUAUGAUUGCAACUGUGCAGGGGCAUCAGAGCUCCAGAGCUAUCUGGAGGAGCUGCAGGGGCUUGGCUUCCUGACCUUUGGACUUCACAUCCUUGAGAUUGGAGAAAACAGCCUGAUUGUCAGUCCUGAGCAUGUAUGUCAGCACUUGGAGCAGGUGCUGCUUGGUACCAUAGCCUUUGUGGAUGUUUCCAGUUGCCAGCCUCACCCUUCUGUCUGCUCCUUGGACCAACUUCAGGACUUGAAGGCCCUCGUGGCUGAGAUCAUCACACAUUUGCAGGGGCUGCAGAGGGACUUAUCUCCCUCUGCAGUCUCCCACAGCAGGCUGCAUUCCUCAGACUGGAAUCUCUGUACUGUAUUUGGGAUCCUCCUGGGCUAUCCUGUCCCCUAUACCUUUCACCUGAACCAGGGAGAUGACAACUGCUUAGCUCUGACUCCACUACGAGUGUUCACUGCCCGGAUCUCAUGGUUGCUAGGUCGACCCCCAAUCCUGCUCUAUUCCUUUAGUGUCCCAGAGAGCUUGUUCCCAGGCCUGAGACACAUUCUAAACACCUGGGAGAAGGACCUCAGAACCCGUUUUAGGACUCAGAAUGACUUUGCUGAUCUCAGCAUCUCCUCUGAGAUAGUCACACUGCCGGCUGUGGCCCUCUGACUUUUACUCUCCUCUCACAUAGAAGGUACUCAGUAAAUGAUCAUCUCUAGGUUGGGGAUGGCAAAUAAUCAUCUCAACUGCCAAUUCCAAGUGUCUUGAGUACACUAAGGCACAAUGCUCUAACCAAUUGGCUGCAAAUGCAAAGGGCAUGUAAAUAGGUAGUGGUGGUGCUAGUAGCAAAUUGGUAGAUAGUACCUACUUGCCAUUUCUAUGCUAGGAAGUCCUCUUAGUGGAUAUGCUUUCAUUUUCACUGGAUAAGAGGUAGAAGGAAAGAGGUGAUAGAGGAAAAGCAGGGUGGUGGAAGACAAGCCAAACACUCUUGCAUGGUAACCGUCUAAAUAUACCUGCUCUAUGUGGGUGCUGUCUGCUAGGAAAGUAGGGCUGGGGGUUUCUCUGCGUGUUUAUAUGCGUGCAACUGAAUUUGAGGAGAGUAGACCACCAGUAUGCUUAAAUAUGUGAUACUUGUUAAUGUAAUACACCUUUCAGGAAUAAACUGAGAGUUCUGAGGAACA
Molecule: messenger RNA, 2293 nt
Organism: Cercocebus atys (sooty mangabey)
Lineage: Eukaryota; Metazoa; Chordata; Mammalia; Primates; Cercopithecidae
Product: chromosome unknown open reading frame, human C1orf74
Exons: 2
Coding region: 969-1781 (270 amino acids)
Source: RefSeq, a predicted model, not a curated record